Messenger RNA from Brassica oleracea var. oleracea, 609 nucleotides. RefSeq lists its product as uncharacterized. The coding region runs from base 1 to 609 and encodes 202 amino acids. The transcript has 2 exons. NCBI's taxonomy places the organism in Eukaryota, Viridiplantae, Streptophyta, Magnoliopsida, Brassicales, Brassicaceae. The record is from RefSeq and is a predicted model, not a curated record.
AUGAAGAAGGAAGAGGCAACGACCACGAAGACAGAAGCCAAAGAAGCAGGGGCAACAAUUACCGUAAAGUAUGAAGACAUCCAAAAGAAGAGAAAACGAAGAGUAACAAUCUCCGUUAUUGUCGCUGUAGUUGUAAUAGUCGCUCUUGUAUCGCUCAUCUUCAUCUUGAACAAAGUGCGUGUCCCACGGUUCAUGCUUGACGAUGUCUCCCUUGAUCCCAUCUCAAGAUCAAAAGUACUGGUGAAACUCUCAUCGACCAACCCAAGCUCCUCGAGGCUUUACUACAGCGAGAUGAGCAUACACCUGCGGAUCGAAGAAAUUUUCGAGACAGAGAGGGUUUACUUGCAGAGCACGCUACAAGAGCCACAUGAACGUACGACGUGGACAGGUGUCGUAGCAAGAAAUAAUGUAAACGACAAGCCUGGCGGUACUUUUCAGAUGAGUGAAGGUGAGGAAAACGGGGAUGUUAUUGCAGAGCUAAAGAUCCAAAAGAAGAGUUCGAUGUUUCACCCGAAGAGGACAUUGCGCGUUACGUGUCCGGUUUUGCUCAACUUGAAAGACUUGACGGCAGUAGUUUCUAGACCUAUGUGUACUUGUCAAGUUAUUUAG